AUGACGGACGUGGAGUAUAAGCGGCGGAAGAAAAUUGAACAAUGUACAACAUAUCUGGAAUUGGGUUUUGAGUUAUCGAGGAUAGCGAGACUUUCGAAAAUCUGGAACCAAUACUUGACAAACUCACUUUUGAUGAGUUGGAACAUUUUCUCAGCAACAACUGUCAAUUUCGUCAUGAAGCCGAUAAGAUGUUCAAGAAAUUUGUUCAACUGGAGUUUCCAAGACAACUGGACGCGAAGAAACCACACAAUAAUUGGUAUCAGUAUUGCCAACAAUUGA
This is a messenger RNA of Caenorhabditis briggsae, 279 nucleotides long. The transcript has 2 exons. Lineage: Eukaryota; Metazoa; Nematoda; Chromadorea; Rhabditida; Rhabditidae. The record is from RefSeq and is a predicted model, not a curated record. The coding region runs from base 1 to 279 and encodes 92 amino acids.